This is a messenger RNA of Adineta steineri, 1354 nucleotides long. The record is from the annotation of a GenBank genome assembly. NCBI's taxonomy places the organism in Eukaryota, Metazoa, Rotifera, Eurotatoria, Adinetida, Adinetidae.
AUGGGCAAAGAAAUACUAAAAAAAUUAAACACUUCUAAAGAUAAUGAAGCAUUGAAUGAUUGGAUUGAAAGUCUUAAAACCAAAUUUAAGAGAGAACGUCGUCCGCUUCAACAAAUAUCUGUACAAGUACAGAAGAUGAAAGCAAAGUAUGGAAAUAGUGCUGGUCGUCCAAUCAAACGAAGUGAGAAUGUCAUUGCACCUCGUCGAAUAUCUCCGGUUCAAUUUUGGAAUACAAUAAAUAUUCACGAUGAUCCAGAAGAUUUAAAUAAAAACAUCCAGGUUAUGAAGAACGAAUUGGUAGAUCGGAAUGUUGAUUCGGAUUUGGUUAGAAGUUCAUGGAAAAAAACAUUAGUUCAAAGAAGAAAUUUCAUUAGAGAUCAUACGACAAAAGAAGUUCUUGAAGAAUACCCAGGUUAUUGUUAUGCUUCAUUGAUUUUCGACGAGAUUCGAUAUGUGUGUAAUGUUGAUAUUGAAGAAAAUUUCAAAUUAAUGUUGCCUAAAUUACUUGAUAGCAUUCCAGAUAAUUCGGGUUUUGUGAACGAUCUUCCAGCUGUACGUUUAAUUAAACUUUUAUCUAAGUAUUUUACUGAUUCAUGGCAACAAAUCGUAUCGAAUAAAGAACCAUUAUCGCCACGACCAGCUAUACAAAUAACAACAGAUCAGUUUAUUAUUUUUCUCGAUUAUGAAGUUAUUAGUGAAACAUCAUCAAUUGAUCAAGCUAUAUGUAUAGUUAUUUCAUUAUAUGUUAUAUUUGAAUUACAAUUUGGUAUACACAAUCGAAUUAUUCAAUUGUUAUAUGGUAUUCUAUUAAAACAAUCUGGAGCAUUAACUAAACCACUACGCAUUUUACUGAAUCAAUGGAGUUUUAUUAUUGAUAAAAAAGAUGAUAAAGAAGGUGGUGAUAUGGUGACAACGAACUCGACAAAUUUCAAAACUAUUACAGCUACAGUUGAAAGUGUGACACAAGUCGAAGAUAAUCAAACUGAUGAUUUACCAGAUAGUGAAGAACAAGAAGAAAUAUAUGUCGAAAAUACAACAGAUAAUAGUCAAGAUCAAACAACAGCUACAAAUAUUGGUGAUAAGGAUCUGAUCAAUGAGUAUUCAUCAGAAUCAUCGGAUUCUUCUUCUUCAUCAUCACCAAUUGAUCCUCCACUUGUUAUUCGCAUUUCACCAACAAAAGAACAACAAAGACAAAUAGCAUCUUCAUCAUCUUCGAGCGAUAAUACAUUAUGUGAAGUGAAUAUCAAACAGCAAGUAUCAGCAACAUCAACUGAUCGAUCUUCAACUAUUUCAAAUAAAAAAACUUCUCAAGCAAAAAAACGUCCUGCUAGUUCCGAAGAACCAAUAGCAUUAC